CAACUGGACGCGACGUCGAACUUCGACCAGCUCACUCUCAUCGCACCCACUCCGGCACCGCACCAUCACCGCGCUCCGUUUUAUUCUCUACGCGUCCUCGCAUGCUCGCUCACUUCCGGCUCUCGCUUCUUCUUCGUGGAUUACACAGGAUUUGCCGUUUUCCGGAGCCAUUUUGGUGUUUUUAAGCGCCAUAACGAAGUCUUAGGGUUCUGUAUGAGAGGGUUCACACGCAUCGAGAUUCGUGGACUUGCGAGAUCGCGGUCUCCAGAGGAAUUUUGACGUAAACGUCGCAUAAUUUGGUACUCUUGAGGUUGUGGUGGUGGUAUCGGUGAGUUUUGAGGGGCAGGGUGGGUGUAAUUGAAGUGUUGGGUGAUGCGUCGAAUCGUGGAGUUCUGAUGAGAUUCUUGCCGUGGAGCGUUCAAUUCGCAGAUGGCUGCCGCAGGGCGUCAAGCUCCUCUUAAGCCUUGGGAACGCGCAGGAACACAAACCAGCAGCGCUGCUAGCGGACCCUCCCCAUUUGCACCUUCUUCAAAUACCACCAGCACUGCUGCGACUGUUUCUAGUGCCGGCGUUACUGAUGCUGGAAAGCUUGACGAAAAUGGGAUUGCGAAUCAAACAGGAGCAGUUGCUGGGCGACCGAAUCCUCCUAGACCAUGGGAGCAGAAUUCUACUGGCUAUGGGGGCGUGGUGAACAGUUACAAUAGGCCUUCAAUGUACGGCUCAGGUUCAACCUUGGGUGGUUAUGGCGGCAGCAGCUAUGGUGGUGUAGGAGGUUAUGGUGGUACAUAUGGAAGUUCUUAUGGGGGUAUGGGGGGUUAUGGAAGCAGUUAUGGAGGCUUAGGCAGUAGUUAUGGGGGUGGUUUGUACAAUAGAGGUUUGGGCAGUACUUAUGGUGGAUACGGAGGGAUGGGUGGUUAUGGGGGUAUGGGAGGAUACGGGGGAGGGAUGGGCGGAUAUGGUGGCAUGGGUGGGCCAGGAGCCAUGGGUCCUUACGGUUAUGGAGGCCAAGGUGAUCCGAAUAAUCCGAUGGGAGGAGAACCCCCUCAAGCACCAAACUUCUGGCAGCAAAUGCUUCGAGGGUUGAAUGGGUUUUUGACCUUUUUUGGAAGACUUUCUAUGCUCGUGGACGAGAACACGCAUGCAUUGCACUUUUUUAUAACCGCAUUGCUCCAAUUGUUCGACCGGGCUGGAGUGCUUUAUGGAGAGCUUGCUCGAUUUGUUCUUCGAAUGCUUGGUGUGAAGAGCAAAGCUCGUACAAAGAUUGCAACCCCUCCACCAGCUCUGCCUGGUCCUGGUGGCGAUGGAUCCAACUUCGAUGCUGUAUGGGGCAAUGCUCCCACUGGUGGCUUCCCUUAAAACAGAGUUGCAAGUAUGCCUCUUUUGAUUCAAGCUAACUAGCUACAUACAAGAACUAUUUCCAAUCUGUGGAAAUGCAAGGAUGUGCCACAGACCAUUAUCUGUUAUUCAUAAUCCUAUUGCACAUUUACAGCAAGAACCUCAUCCAUAGACGCAUACGAUCUUAUGAAUGUCGAACGUAUUCUCAUAGAAGAUGUAGAGCAGAGUAGGUGAUAAGCUGUGGAGCCUGAAGUUUAGCAGUGUCUCCUCGGCGCUUCUCAUACAAAGCAUAAAUGGUUGUCGAAGGUUGUGAGUGAGGUGGGAAAAGAGUUCGGUGCAGUGAACGAACGGCAGGACUAGUAGUAGGCAGAAUACCUCACACAGUACAACUCCUAGAUUCUGUGAAGUAUACUGAGUUGUAUUAGUUCUAAGUACGAUGUGGAUGUGCACGCGUGUCAUACUUGUUUUGUUCACUGUUUCCUACAACUAUUGCUGACUAGCACAAGGCAGUGGCAUUCUCUGUAUCCGUAUUUAUUCUAGUGGUGUUGGAUAUGACCUCAAUUGUAGGUUUGAUGCGUAA
Messenger RNA from Physcomitrium patens, 1915 nucleotides. RefSeq names its product peroxisomal membrane protein 13. The record is from RefSeq and is a predicted model, not a curated record. Gene Ontology annotation, biological process: protein import into peroxisome matrix, docking. NCBI's taxonomy places the organism in Eukaryota, Viridiplantae, Streptophyta, Bryopsida, Funariales, Funariaceae. Gene Ontology annotation, cellular component: peroxisome; peroxisomal importomer complex; peroxisomal membrane.